Molecule: messenger RNA, 912 nt
Organism: Alternaria postmessia
Lineage: Eukaryota; Fungi; Ascomycota; Dothideomycetes; Pleosporales; Pleosporaceae
Exons: 1
Coding region: 1-912 (303 amino acids)
Molecular function (GO): hydrolase activity
Source: RefSeq, a predicted model, not a curated record
AUGACUUUUCGCGCCCCGCAACUCCAGAUCGUCUCCGACAUUCACCUAGAAAAUCCCAUCACCAAUCCGCAGUACUUACACACCAAGCUCAACGUCACCGGCAAUGUAUUGUUCCUACUUGGGGACAUUGGCCUAGUCAAGCACCAUGGUCUCUUCGUGUUCCUGCGAAAUCUCCUCGACGUGAACCGCAGCUGUCGCAUCUUCUACGUCCUAGGCAACCACGAAGCUUACCAGACGACCCUCGAAGAUGCCAUCGAGAAGAUGCGAGAAUUCGAGGACAUGGCAAGACAAGAAUACGCUGGUCGCUUCAGCUUCCUCUUCCGCGACCGGUGUGAUCUCAAUGAGCAAGUGACAGUACUGGGCUGCACACUCUGGAGUAGCAUUCAGCCCGAUCAAGCUGCAGAAGUUCGUUCUAGAAUGAAAGACUACAACCAAGAACGCGGCAUACAAGACUGGACGCCUGAAAGAAGUUGCACAGAACAUACCCGCGAUGUAGAGUGGCUGAACGAGCAAGUCAGCCACAUCCAAGCGACUGAACAGCAUAGGAGCAUAAUCAUUGCGACACACCACUGUCCUACAACUGAUCCUCGCGCGACUGACCCAAAGCACGCUUCUAGCUCCAUGAGUUCUGGUUUCUGCUCCGAUUUGUCAAUGGAACUAUGUUGGACGAGCCCGGCGGUCAAGGUGUGGGCUUUUGGACAUACGCAUUAUAGUUGUGCGUUCAGGAACCAUGUCACGGAUACGUUGGUCGUAUCGAAUCAGAAAGAUAAUGGUGGUAUUGUGGGGAGUGGCGAGAGUGCAAAGAGAAUGAAGACGGUAGCAGUAGAGCAAACGGGGGAUAGGUGGCAGGUUGUGGAGUACGUGCAGGCACUAGGGAAGCCAAGAUGGGAAAUGCAUGAAGUAACAGAGUGA